AUGUCUUCAUUUAAUGGGAUCCCGUUUCCUUCAAUAGACCGUCCUUUUGGCGUGGAAAUCUUCCCCCAUGUGGAGAAGAUAUUUCGUUUCCUGUCAAACGGGCAUUUCGUUAUGUCCGAAUUUGAAUUCGUGCAAGAUGAGACCUUUCUCUCCACCCCGUACCCCGUGUUUGCGGCCAUCGUUGUCUAUUACACCGUCAUUUUCGGCGGAGACAAGCUCAUGAAGUCUUUUAACGUUAAACCCUUUGUUUUGAAUGGAUUGUUUCAAAUCCAUAACUUGUUUCUAACAACUCUGUCUUUGACAUUGUUGUUAUGUUUUAUAGAACAAUUAGUUCCACAGAUUUACUAUAACGGCCUCUUCUAUGCCAUCUGCGAUGAAAGAGCAUGGACACAGAAAUUGGUGGUUUUAUAUUACAUGAACUACCUUACAAAAUACUUGGAAUUCAUUGAUACCGUCUUUCUUGUUCUGAAACAGAAGAAAUUGACCUUUUUACACACUUACCAUCAUGGCGCUACCGCGUUACUCUGCUAUACCCAGUUGGUCGGUACAACUCCUAUUUCGUGGGUCCCAAUCAGCUUGAAUUUGUUUGUCCAUGUCGUCAUGUAUUGGUAUUAUUUCUUGGCUGCUAGAGGUAUCAGAGUUUGGUGGAAAGAAUGGGUCACCAGGUUCCAAAUUAUCCAGUUCUUGAUUGACCUCGGCUUUAUCUAUUUUGCAGUUUACAUCAAGGUCAUGUCCGGAAUCGACACAAAAUACACAGCAGGAUUGACUUGCUCUGGUACAAAAAUUGCAACCAUAUCCGGCUGUUCCAUCAUCUCCUCCUAUCUCUUUUUAUUCAUUGCCUUCUACAUUGAGGUGUACAGGAAAUCCUCCAAGAAGGCCAAGGUCGUCAAGAAGGUCAGAGGUGGCGUUGCUGCUAAAGUUAAUGAGUAUGUCCUCUUGGACAAGAAGACAAUCCAGGAGAACUUUGACUCAAAUACAGGCUCUCCAAUUCCAACUAGGAGACGUACUGGUAAAAAGUUACAAUAG
Messenger RNA from Pichia kudriavzevii, 1026 nucleotides. RefSeq lists its product as uncharacterized. Bases 1 to 1026 code for a protein of 341 amino acids. Gene Ontology annotation, molecular function: fatty acid elongase activity. The transcript has a single exon. The record is from RefSeq and is a predicted model, not a curated record. NCBI's taxonomy places the organism in Eukaryota, Fungi, Ascomycota, Pichiomycetes, Pichiales, Pichiaceae. Gene Ontology annotation, biological process: very long-chain fatty acid biosynthetic process; fatty acid elongation, monounsaturated fatty acid; fatty acid elongation, saturated fatty acid. Gene Ontology annotation, cellular component: endoplasmic reticulum membrane.